Messenger RNA from Equus quagga, 1181 nucleotides. RefSeq names its product speedy/RINGO cell cycle regulator family member C (gene SPDYC). Gene Ontology annotation, molecular function: protein kinase binding. NCBI's taxonomy places the organism in Eukaryota, Metazoa, Chordata, Mammalia, Perissodactyla, Equidae. Gene Ontology annotation, biological process: positive regulation of cyclin-dependent protein serine/threonine kinase activity. The transcript has 5 exons. The coding region runs from base 1 to 1173 and encodes 390 amino acids. The record is from RefSeq and is a predicted model, not a curated record.
AUGAGUGACACCCAAGACCCUGCCGCUGUCCCUGCCAUUGCCACCCAGGUGAAGCUGGGGGGCUGGAGCCGUCAAGGCGUGGGCAGUGGGUCUCUCCGUUCCCGCCAGCACCAGGAGCUCCAGGCCUUCCUCAGCCUUCUGGAGCACAGUUUCCUCCAGGAAUUCCUCUCCAAAGAUCCCUGUUUCCAGAUUUCGGAUAAGUACCUCCUGGCCAUGGUGCUGGUCUACUUCCAGCGCGCCAACCUGAAGCUCAGCGAGUAUACCCGCAGCAACCUGUUCUUGGCGCUGUACCUUGCAAAUGACAUGGAGGAGGACCUGGAGGACUCCAAAUGUGUGAUUUUCCCGUGGGCCCUGGGCAAAGAUUGGCGGCGGCGUGUGUCAGGCUUCCUGCAUCAGAGGGACAAGCUGUGGGCACGGAUGGGCUUCCGGGCCGUCGUGAGCCGCCAGUGCUGUGAGGAGGUCAUGGCCAAGGAGCCGUCCCACUGGGCCUGGACUCGGGAGCGGCGACCCCACCACGGCAGGGCUCAGAGGAGCCGUCCAAAGGCCCGGGUUCCUCUCCCCCGAGGCCCUGGCCUCUCACCACCCCACUGUUCCCUCUGUGGCUUGCCCCCUCGCCGCAGCCACUGCUGCCACCACCCCCGCCCCUUGCCCAUCUUAUCCAAGUGCCCUUCCCCGGACCCUGAGUGGCCUCACCCUCCCUCCCAAGCCUGUCUCUCGGUGCCUGAAGACCCCUGGGGUGGGAGCUUGCUCAUCGUCCUGCCCCCCGAGCUGCAACUGGAGCCAGGCACCUACACCCUCCAGAGUGAGUUGGGGACAGGAGCUGGGGGUGGGCUUGGGAUCCCAGGAGGCAGGUGUGGGGCCCAACAGAAUGGGAACGAGGGGCGUGGGCUUUUGGGUCCAGCUGGCCUGGGCACCGCCCCAGCUCUGCCACCUCCUAGCUGUGUGAGCUUGACAAGUUUCCUCUCUGCACCUCUCUCUCUCCUUCUCCCCCAGUUCUCCCAAAGCUUCCACAGUGCCCUGGGCGCUGGCACUGGCUCGCAGGGUGAAGAGCAGCCUGCUGGCUUGCCCACUGGCCCAUGGCGCUACUGGCUGUGGCCCCCCUGGCCUCCUGUCCUACGGGCCUCAGGCUGGCAGUGCUGCCCAUGUCCUCUGCCCCCUACUCCCAACCUGUAACUUGUCCC